This is a messenger RNA of Nezara viridula (southern green stink bug), 524 nucleotides long. The record is from the annotation of a GenBank genome assembly. NCBI's taxonomy places the organism in Eukaryota, Metazoa, Arthropoda, Insecta, Hemiptera, Pentatomidae.
GCCUUGUUAUCUUGUUUUGUUUGGAGAGUUAACACCAGUCUUUUAAAAUCUGUUAAUUGUUGAACUUAUAUAAAAAUGAAUGCGCCUCCAACCUUCGAAUCAUUUCUACUCUACGAAGGGGAACAAAAGAUAAUUGUAGAAACUGAUACUAAAGUUCCAAAUGCAGCAAUUUUCACCAUUAAUAAAGAAGACCAUACAUUGGGCAAUAUGAUUAGGAAUCAGCUUCUGAAAGAUCCACAAGUAUUGUUUGCUGGUUAUAAGCUCCCUCAUCCCUUGGAGCACAAGUUUUUAAUCAGAAUUCAGACAAUCAACACUACAACACCCCAGAAAGUCCUUGAAGAUGCAAUUAAAGAUUUGAUAUCUGAAUUAUCGCUUUUUGAGGAAAGAUUUAAAGAGGCAAUAAAAGAAAAGAAGGAAAGACUAGAUUGAACUUUUAUCUUGUCCAGCAAUUUAUUAUUAAGUAUGAUCUUGUAAAUAAUAAAAAUUGUUAACAUUUUACAACAAAUAUAUAAGUAUUGUAUAAC